Molecule: messenger RNA, 630 nt
Organism: Desarmillaria tabescens
Lineage: Eukaryota; Fungi; Basidiomycota; Agaricomycetes; Agaricales; Physalacriaceae
Exons: 2
Coding region: 1-630 (209 amino acids)
Source: RefSeq, a predicted model, not a curated record
AUGGACUCCGAUUUUUCUGACUUCACUCACCAUUUACCGCUCCAUUCCUUGACAAACCAAGAACUCAGUCACUCCGACUAUUCUCUUACGGCUCUGCUUCACUCAGAUGACUACGACCUCCACAGUCUGGGCUACAGUGACCCCACCCUAGGAUUCAAUCUCCCUCAACUUCCAAGUCAUGCAUCGCUUACCUCAACUUUGAACGACCAAUGCAGUCUGCCACAGGCAGAGAACUCAAAUCUAAGUCUUGGUUUUCCCAUAGGAGGUGGCAUCAUUGACUCCUCAUUUUCUACGAUAAACACGAAUUUUUAUGCUACUCGACAUGCUGAGGACUUGAAUGGAUGGGAAAUCCGUUCAACAGCAGCACAUGACAAUACAUCGAUGAUAGGCAACUUCAACGACCCAGGGCCUUCGAUUUCAAGACCUAUUUGCCCACGAGAUCCAGUUCAAGUGCCAGCAUCGAAAUUCAUCGCUUAUGACCCCGCAAAGGAGAAAUCCACUACACGAGGUGAUACAGGUAAACAUUCAAACAAGCCAGUCGCACCACUAUGGAAUACAAGACUGGUACGCUCAAUUUCAAAUGAGAUUGGUGCCUUAAUACCCUGGAUACCUCUAUAUUACUUCAUAUAG